Molecule: messenger RNA, 2130 nt
Organism: Myotis davidii
Lineage: Eukaryota; Metazoa; Chordata; Mammalia; Chiroptera; Vespertilionidae
Gene: SLC25A29
Product: solute carrier family 25 (mitochondrial carnitine/acylcarnitine carrier), member 29
Exons: 9
Coding region: 1-987 (328 amino acids)
Biological process (GO): mitochondrial L-ornithine transmembrane transport
Cellular component (GO): mitochondrion
Molecular function (GO): high-affinity L-arginine transmembrane transporter activity
Source: RefSeq, a predicted model, not a curated record
AUGGUCUCAGACGCCUCCAGCCACCUGAGCAGCCCCACCAUCAACUCCCGCCCUGGCGCGUUCGGGGCAGGAGCUCUGGGGCCCCGCGGCAGCUCUGAUUUGGCGGAGACGGGGGGCCGCCAGGAAGAUGCCUCGCCGCCCCCUGCGCCCUCCUCGCCCAAGGCCCCUGGUGUCCUGCAGGUGUUCUGGGAGUUUGGGGUUCGGGAUGUUCUGGGCGAGGGCGCUGAGACCAGUCAAGGGAGCGAGUGGGAAUGCAGGUGUCUGCCCUCGGAGACGCUGCCUGGGACCUGCCAGCAGAGGCCGGUGGGUGGGGUAACAAGGCGUCUGCAAUCUGCACAGCAUUCAGGACUCAGAAGUGUCAGUGUGGCAGGCGUGCUGGUGGGACACCCAUUUGACACGGUCAAGGUGAGGCUUCAGGUCCAGAGCCUGGAGAAGCCCCAGUACCGAGGCACCCUGCACUGCUUCCAGUCCAUCAUCAAGCAGGAGAGCGUGCUGGGCCUGUAUAAGGGCCUGGGCUCACCGCUCAUGGGGCUCACCUUCAUCAACGCGCUGGUGUUCGGCGUGCAGGGCGGCCUGCGCGGCGUGAACCGGGGCAUGGUGUCCACCCUGCUGCGCGAGACGCCCAGCUUCGGCGUCUACUUCCUCACCUACGACGUGGUGACGCGCGCCCUGGGCUGCGAGCCGGGGGACUCGCUGCUGGUGCCCAAGCUGCUGCUGGCGGGCGGCACGUCGGGCAUCCUGUCCUGGCUCUCCACCUACCCCAACGGGAUCCUCGACUGCAUGCGCCAGAGCUACCGCGCCGAGGGCUGGCGUGUGUUCACGCGCGGGCUGACGUCCACGCUGCUGCGCGCCUUCCCCGUCAACGCCGCCACCUUCGCCACCGUGACCAUCGUGCUCACCUACGCACGCGGCCCCGAGGACCAGUCCGAGGACGAGGGUGUGCCCGCCGCCUCCGGGCCUGCGCUGGCCCAGCCCUCCAGCCUGUGAAGCCCCCCCUCCUUGACAGAGGGCAUGACCUCCCCGGGGCCACCUUUCAUCCACCCAACAUCAUACCGGCCCCCUGCCCAGACCGGAGCGCUGGGACUCCAUCCGAUCUGGGCCCGGUGCCACUCAUCAGCGGGUUACCGUGGCCACAGCCUUGACUCCUCGUUUUUCUCAGCUGUGAAGUGGGGAUGCUCACACCCACGCUGUGCAGUCAGGAAGCUGGCCCUGUUACCUGGAAGCUUCCAGAAACCCAGCCAACACUCCAGUGCUUCCCUGGGAUCCCACCCACCACCCUGGCUCUCCUGUGGCUGGGCUGCCCAGUGACACUCACUGCGCAUCCUCCACCUGGCAGAGCUCCAGGCCCCUCUUGGCCACCUGUCCAGGCUCUAUGGUGAGGACAGGCAGCCCCGGUGCCUCCUGGUAUCAGAACUGAACCUCUCCUAAUGCACACCAGCUUCUCCACAUGGCACUGCAGGGGGUACCCCUGCUGCUGCCACUCCCAGUGGAGGCUGACCUGGGACCGCCAAAAGGCCAUGGGAUUUGCUGGAGGCUCCGUAUCCUCCAUAGUUUUAAACACAGCCAUGGGGAGGGGAAGUCUUAUACCCUCUGGGGCUCAGGCUGCCCAACUAUAAAAUGGGGACACGGGUCGGCCGAUAUCUGGAGCUCUGGCACACUACCCCCAGCCAAGGUUUCCAAAGGCGAGUGGAGGGGUGGAGAGGGAGAUAGUAUGGGCCCUCCACCCCACCCUCCUUCUCCAGAAAAUGGUGUCUUUCCUGGGCAAGCUCCUUGGUGCCUGGUGUUCCUGUGAGGUGGGAGGGCCCAUUAGUGGGUGUGGCUGUGCCCAGUUUGGGCCCCUCCGGGUUGAGGGGGAGCUGAGCCCACGCUCUGCGGCUUCCACGCGAAGCUAGGGCUGCGGUGGGAACUCGGGGUAGCCCCGGCACAUCCAGUACCGUGUGGCCAUGUGACCGCCUGGGGAGGUGGAUGGCUCUGCGUAGAGGAAGGUGCCUGUGGCCCCCUUUGCCCUGAGUGGGCUCAGCCUCUUGGGCAGUGUGCCAAGCUCUCCCAGGAGGCACUGUGGGCGAGGAAGAUAGGACUCCCACCCUGUGCAUGGGUGUCACUGGUAUUAAAGUUAUUUGUUUUUUAAGA